CCUCCGCCGCUCGGGGAAGCAGCGCGUCAUCACUGUUGUGAAGUUUCGACCCGGAAGUGCUUCUUCUUCUUCACCGGAAGCUUGAUUUACUUCAACACAACAAACAAGAUGGCGAAAGACGGAGUCAGAAACAAACUGCAGUUCUCUCUGGAGGUUCCCUUUCCGUCGUCUGGAGAGGCCGCCAUCGCUCUGCGCUCUCUGUCGCCGGACCGCGAGCCAAGGAAGGGCGGCAUCAGCAAAGAGCUCACGGUGACCGGCAGCACGCUGUCUGUGAGGUGGAGCGCAGACGAAGCUCGAAUCCUCAGAGUGUCUGUGAACUCGUUUCUGGAUCACCUGUCGCUCGUUCUGGAGACCAUGGAGAUGUUCGGUCCGCCUGUUUCCCAGUGAAGCCUGAUGAUUCAGGACUGUCUUCAUCCUCUCAUCCUCAUCCUCUCAUCCUCCGCUGGAGGCUUCAGUCUUUGUUCACGACUCAAGAAAAACACUGAGACUGUGAGGACUGAAAAGGGAAGUUUGAGCAGCAAAACUUUUGACAUUUUGAGAUUUCUGCAAGAAUUGCAUGUCUCCUAUGGGGACUAACAUCAUCACGCAUGAAUCCAGUUGGGCUCAUUGGAUCCACAAGAGACUCAGCUUUACUGUGAGACCCAA
This is a messenger RNA of Sebastes umbrosus (honeycomb rockfish), 645 nucleotides long. RefSeq names its product EKC/KEOPS complex subunit Lage3. NCBI's taxonomy places the organism in Eukaryota, Metazoa, Chordata, Actinopteri, Perciformes, Sebastidae. The coding region runs from base 109 to 387 and encodes 92 amino acids. Gene Ontology annotation, cellular component: EKC/KEOPS complex. The transcript is spliced from 3 exons. The record is from RefSeq and is a predicted model, not a curated record.